AUCACUUCACACGAGUCUGCAGCAGGUCAGAGUUUCCCCGCACCUGCGCCAGUCCUGCGGGUCCCCUGCGGCGCAUCUGCGCUCCUAUUGGUCUGAUUAGCAGUGGACUGAAACAGACUGCGAGGGUUCUCAUAAAUAGGCCAUCAGUACAGCCGGACCAGCAAACAAGAAGCUCGCUGCAGACCACACACAUAAUAACAAAAACUUUGCUUGCGCAUUUUCUUAAGACUGCGUCCCUUUUUGUGGACUCAUCAUGAUCCUCUCCAUGGAUGAAGCGGCUCAGCACGCAGCCACCUCAUCCGAAGAAGAAAUAGACAUAGUCGGGGGAGAUGGAGGAGAAUUUUUCCUACCUUGUCAGGACACAGAUGACUCACCGGCGGAGUCCAGCGCGGAGGCGGACACUUCAGAAGCCGACUCCUCCGGGGAAAGCGAGGUCACGACCCCGAGCCGUGCGGCGAGCGGCUCUGUUAAACCUCCCUACUCGUAUAUCGCCCUCAUCACUAUGGCUAUCCUGCAGAGCCCCAUGAAGAAACUCACUCUCAGUGGUAUCUGCGACUUCAUCAGCAACAAGUUCCCUUACUACAAGGCAAAGUUUCCGGCGUGGCAGAACUCCAUCCGGCACAACCUGUCGCUUAAUGACUGUUUCGUCAAGAUCCCCAGGGAACCAGGGAACCCAGGCAAGGGCAACUACUGGUCUCUGGACCCUGCCUCGGAGGACAUGUUCGACAACGGCAGCUUCCUGAGAAGGAGAAAGAGGUUCAAGAGAAGUCGUCCAGAAUAUUAUAAAGACGGACUUUUGCUUUAUCCAGGCUUUAGUGGUCGAUCCUACGGGAGGCCUUACUGCGUGUCUGGACGUCCUCUAACGCAGCCUCUCGGAUACACACCGUGUCCAUAUUUCCCCUUUCAGAGUGUGGCCGAUGUUAAGGGCCUCCAAGCCGGAGAGUUUGGGCCACACGCUCGCCUCACGUUCCCCGAACAGGGGCCAGAGCCCCAGACGCAGAAAUGUUCUUUUACUAUCGACAGCAUCAUGGCAAAACCAGACAGUCCCACACACAAAACCCCUGUCCUCCAACUUCCAGUCGAUUAUGGACAUGUCUUCUCUCGGCCAGCCUCCUGCGUGGUUCCCGGUUUUCUGCCAAUGACACGGACACCUUUUACGCGUGCCAAUGUGGCCAUUACAGAAAACUUACCAAUGCUAUAUCCUAACUGCUGAACAUGCUAAAGACUAACAUAACUCAGCCAAAUUAUAGCAAACAUGUUAAUGUUAUAGCACACAAGUGUCUUUUAUUUGCACAUACACUGAAUC
Tachysurus vachellii is the source of this 1306-nucleotide messenger RNA. It is a transcript of the gene foxd5, whose product is annotated as forkhead box D5. The transcript has a single exon. The coding region runs from base 254 to 1213 and encodes 319 amino acids. Gene Ontology annotation, biological process: regulation of transcription by RNA polymerase II; cell differentiation; anatomical structure morphogenesis. NCBI's taxonomy places the organism in Eukaryota, Metazoa, Chordata, Actinopteri, Siluriformes, Bagridae. The record is from RefSeq and is a predicted model, not a curated record. Gene Ontology annotation, molecular function: DNA-binding transcription factor activity, RNA polymerase II-specific; RNA polymerase II cis-regulatory region sequence-specific DNA binding.